GCGACUUUCUUUAUCCGGGGGUACUCUCUGGAAUAUGUUCUUGAGUACCUAGUAGGUUUUGGCGGCAAGACACAGCAGAUUCUCGGAUCUUCGAUGAGCAGCUGCUUUCUUUCAGAGCUCGUCUGUGUGGCUGUCACGAGAGAACCGCGCGCCCCCGUGGGGACCCUCUCUGUUUACACUCGCACAUUUUUCAGGAAAGUCGCGCAUUCGUCCUUAUAUUCCGAGUGCGAUGAUCCGUGUUCUUGCACAUUUCGCUGCGACAAAAGCGUGUCGGAAUCGCGGUCUGACGCAUUCUUUCACGGAAGCCGGACGCUGCGCCGCACUCCCUGUCGACGUCGAAAUCGCGUUUGAGAUGGAGCCUUGGAACUUUCUUCGUCGAUUCGUUUGAGAAAGGACGAAAAAAGGAAACAGAGAGUUGGAAUGCUCGCGUAUCUAGCUCUCACGGGUCCUUCGUGAGUCGCGCCUCUUCAGGCCUGAGGGCGCGUCCUCUUGCCUCCCAGAAGUUGUUCACGAACUCUGCCCCGUCCGGUCGUUUGCCUCUUUCCGUGGCUUUCCAGAACACCAAACCGUUCGUUCUGCAAGCAAAACCGCGUCCUUCACCUCUCUGUCGGGCUGGACUGAGGAGAAGCUGCCGAAGGUGGACUUUUCUUCCGUUUGAAAGCGGAGGGAGAGAGCGCAGAGCGCCGUCGGCUUCCUCUGGGCAGUGCGUUCUCGUCGCUUCUGCUUGUUUUGCAGCAACAAGGCAACGCAUCUCGUCUUUUUCUUCGGCCGUCUAGUCGAGAUUUAGGAGGCAUCGACAGCUGCAGCAACUGCCCGGUUUAAAUAUCCGGGGACUUCCCCUUUUUCCGGGAGUUCUGGAAAUAACUGUCAAAGCGGUGUCUUACCAGAGGCGCUACCUCCGUUGGACUUCCUCUUAAGCCUACUCGCCUGGGGAGGCGCUUCUUUCUGGACUCUUUUUUUCGCCGCGAGAGCCCACAACUCGACAGCCCAAUGCCUGCAAGCUGGUCCUAGACAAGGGUGGUUGCGCGGAGUCGACCUGACUCGCGCUUUCGAUUUUUUCGUCGGCUUGCUGAAUGCCGAUGACCGGAGAACUCCGCACCCAGACCGGCGGCCAUCUGUCUCCCGGCAUUCUUAUCUCUGGACUCGGCAACAGGCUUUUUCCUCGCCUCGUUUUUCGGUUGUCUACUCCUGCAUGCUCCUGGGUCGUCUGAGUGGUUUGCACGGGGACCGUUUCCAGCUUCUGCUUCUCCGUGGUCUUGAAAAUAUCCGCUUGUGCUCUCGCCCUCCCGCAGGAGCCUCUCUUUGCGUUGGGUCCUCUGCGGCUCCCUGCGUUCUGCAGACCAGCAACUCCCUGGCUGAGGCAUUCGACGAUUAGCUAAGAAGAACGCUUUCGAUUUGCACCGAGCAGCCGGGCCAUGGACUGCUGAGCUUCUGAAGGACUUCACUCGAACUCUCCUGGGUUCUACCGAGACACACACCUGCCGCUGACGCGGAAGAGACGCCUUCCGUGGUGCAGCACGGCUUGCGGUACGACUCAGGCGAACAAGGCAGGAGCUAGAGCAGGGCGUACCGUGGGGCUCUCAGAGGUCGUCGUGAAAAGCGGGGACUCACAGGGGUGUCCGUCUGUUGGGCGUCUAACGAAUCGGUCCUGGAAACGCGAACCGAGGCAGAGGAAACAGGUAUUUCGCGAGAAAGCUGCUGGAACAGGUUCGAGAGAGAAGGGGAGAGUCGUUUGCAGCUGCGAAGACGCCUCCGUGGUUCUUCUUCUCGCACCCCUCUACAGCGUUUCCGUCUCGUCACAGACGCCUCUCUGCCUGCUGGGCACUGGUAGUGUCACCUGAACGAACGCUGGGGUGCAGCCUCGCCAGAGAAACUUAGACAACUCGGUCUUCUUCUUUCGGAGAAGACAAGAGCCGCCAGAGGCGAGCAGAGGAACUUCCAUCAGGCCUGCCUCCGUCGCACGGGAAACCGCGAAAAACGCACUGCAAAAAAUCAGACCACGACUGUCGACCCGAUGGCGUUCUUCUCGUGCUGUAACUGUGAUCCGGAGACAGAGGAGGAGACACAGGUCAAUUUAGAGACGGAUAGACCCAACAGUGAAGCAAGCACCGACGGACAGCCGCUGACGCCGGAACAGAAGCAGAAAGAGAAAGAGCGCCUUCAGGCGUUGGUGAAGGCGUUCGCGAAGGCUGCCGUGGCGGGAGCAAGUUGCUUUUUCAUCGACGUUUCCUCUCAGCAAAAGAUCCCCGCGACAUACAUCCUAGAUAAAUCGUUGAAAAUGUUCACGGUGGCUUUCUCGAGUGGCGUCGAACACUCCUUCAGUCUCUCCUCACUGCAAGAUGUCUACUCCUACGAAGACUUACUCCACUCCGACAGCACCGCGAGCUUAGCGCAGGAGCCGGGAAUCGCGAAUCUUUCAGACAGCGACAAGCGGAAGUUAAUUAUGCUCGAGUACCUGGAUGCUUCGCACCGGCGACUCAACCGUUUGUUUCUCAUGGAAACUGGUGAAGACGAGAUGAGAGAUCGAUUUCUCACGUGCAUGCGCAUUCUCAAAUUGUACUCUCUUACUCCGGCUCAGAGUGCAACCAAUGGUGGUGAUCAAGCGAAUGGUUCAAGAUAAUAGUCUUGUAGGAGAACCAACAUCUGGCAUUUACACCACAUAAUUUGACGUUGCCUUUCUGACGCCGUCCUCCGAUAAAUGUGUGGGCAGUCCCGUCAGAGUGUAGGCAACCAGCAAGCAGGCACGGUGUAGUCCGUACUUUUUUAGAGUGUUUUCGCCCCACAGUGUCAUUGGGGAUACGUGUGCAAACAGAUGCUGCUGCCGUGUAAAAAAGCGGAUUCUCGGGAUCCCCCAGCAAGCGUAACUGGGCAGUAACACUGGGAGGCUGUAGGUGAAUGGGACCCCGGAGCCAGGCUGUAUAUAGCGGGGCGGCGUUUUGCCUCUGACACGCCUGCCGAGAUGCCCCCAGGUGAAGAAGAGAGAUUUAAUGGUGCAGGUCCCGUGGCCUUCCUGAAAUGCCGCCUUUGCUGCACGGUUUUGGCUGUCGAUGGUUCGUCACAUCGGUUCCAUGCAGCAGAGUUCCAACAAGUCUCCGUAGCAAACGAACCAGGCCUCCCGGGUGGUGCCAGACCGGGUGCGUCUACUUGGGGCUUCGGUAGUUUCGAUUUUCCUCUGUGUCAUACAAUGGACGAUCUUUUGUCUUCUUACAGUGGGAGGCGAGGUACGCCGGCUUUCCUGUACAGUCGUGUGGACCAAGCUCAACGCAGUGACCAGCGUGUUCUUGUCUAUCACCCGCCGUCGCCUGGAGUACGGCCAGUUAAUCGACCGAGAAGCCAGAGUGGUAUCCCCGCAAAAAACGGAAGACAGAUCCAGCCUCCCGAACGCUUCGUGGACAGUGCACUUGUCAACAGUUUUAGCCGUAGGUGUUCUCGGAAGAAUUAUUUUUGCUGCUUGGUUAGCCCGAGAAAAAACGUGCUUUGUCUGGUCUGGCGAAGAAAAUUGUGGUGGACACACACAACCGUUUACAAGUAUGCGUGCAUCUCCAUAUGCAUCCGUUCAUAUACUUGCGUUGAGGAGGAAUCGUGUUCCCUGUGGUGUCCACACAACGAGGUAGCAUGGAUUUGUUGUUGUGGAACAGGACAGACGCAUUCACAGAAAGGAUACGUGUCCAAAUUGGGGCAUCCCGAACACGCCCUUGGCCUUACAGAACGGAGAAGCCAUAGCAAUGGUGAAAACGUUGUACCGAC
Molecule: messenger RNA, 3747 nt
Organism: Toxoplasma gondii ME49
Lineage: Eukaryota; Apicomplexa; Conoidasida; Eucoccidiorida; Sarcocystidae
Exons: 5
Coding region: 2015-2620 (201 amino acids)
Source: RefSeq, a predicted model, not a curated record